UCUCUAGCAAAGAUUUCUCUUCUUCUUCUUCUUCUUCUUCUUCCUUUCUGUCAAAGUUGUACGCUCUGCCGCCGCGCAAGCUAUCGGGGCACGAGGAGAACUUUCACCAGGGCGUGCGCAUCAGACACCAUGGUGAAGUACUCCAGAGAGCCCGACAAUCCCACCAAGUCUUGCAAGGCUAGGGGCUCUGAUCUCAGGGUUCACUUCAAGAACACAAGAGAGACAGCCUUUGCAAUCAGAAAGCUGUCUUUGGCCAAAGCGAAGAGUUACCUGGAGGAUGUGCUGGUGCACAAGCAAGCAAUACCAUUCCGACGAUUUUGCUGUGGUGUCGGAAGGACUGCUCAGGCAAAAAACAGGCACUCUAAUGGACAAGGACGGUGGCCAGUGAAAUCGGCUAGAUUCAUUCUUGAUUUGUUGAAGAAUGCCGAGAGUAACGCUGAAGUGAAGGGUUUGGACGUAGAUGCGCUCUAUGUAUCUCAUGUCCAGGUGAACCAGGCUCAGAAGCAGAGGCGCCGCACCUACAGGGCUCACGGAAGAAUCAACCCGUAUAUGUCAUCUCCUUGCCACAUCGAGUUGAUUUUGUCAGAAAAGGAAGAACCCGUGAGGAAAGAGCCGGAGACUCAGUUGGCAACCAGCAAAUCUAAGAAGUCACAAGCUUGAGGCGGCACGUUUCCCUCUCGGGACUCUUUCGAGAGAUGGUCCUCGUGUUUUCUUUUUUAAGGUAGUAUUUAGGAGAUUUGUCGUCAACCUUUGGUACAAGGGGAACGCUUUUUCCCUAUACCAGUAUGUUAUAGUCCUCAGGGCUUGCUCAAUUGAAGGUUUUUCGGGUUGUUGGUUAGGGCAGUCGAGGGAACGGUCCUCCAAACUAAAUUUAUUUCCUCAAUCAAAAUCAGUACCAGUUUUUUCUUCCCUAAUCA
Molecule: messenger RNA, 917 nt
Organism: Eucalyptus grandis
Lineage: Eukaryota; Viridiplantae; Streptophyta; Magnoliopsida; Myrtales; Myrtaceae
Product: 60S ribosomal protein L17-2
Exons: 7
Coding region: 130-660 (176 amino acids)
Biological process (GO): cytoplasmic translation
Cellular component (GO): ribosome; cytosolic large ribosomal subunit
Molecular function (GO): structural constituent of ribosome
Source: RefSeq, a predicted model, not a curated record